AUGAUUGGUCUUCUCUUAAUUAUACUUCCACAAGCAUUUGCAAAUUAUUUUGAAUAGAAGUUGUCAAGACAUGUUUACGAAUACAAGGAUGUUCAAAAAGACGAUAUAGUAACUAGCAGCAAACCCCCAAAAUGCUCAGAUGAAUUCUUAAAUUAUUAUCAUAAUGACAGUUUUGUGACCCAAAUUUGUUUUACCAAGAACGUAUUCUAUAAUGUGGAAGUGAUCUUGGGAGAUCAUAUAGAUAAUAAAAGCAUUUAUUCAAUGGCUGUAUAAAAACUCAUUACAAUAUAUAAUAGCUUGAUUUAACCUCUCCUUGGACAUGGUAUAAGUCAAAUUCAUGUGUGAGUUGCAAAAGCCUGAAAUCAUUAAAAUUUGACAAUAACAAAAAGUGUAAAAGCUCAAAGAAAGUUGGAAAGUGCAUUGAUUCAAAUUUUGAAAAAUUAUUCAAUGCCACUAAAUGGAAUGAUAUCGACGUUCAUGGUUAAAUAUACUCAUCAGAAUCUCUAAUAUAAGGAACUUUUCAAACUGACACCAUAAAAUUACUCGCAUACAAUUCUUCAAGAAAAAUGACAAUUUCACAAUUCCUCUCGUAUGAAUGGGGAAACAGCACUCCACCUGCCUUGGUUAAUAUAACAGGACUGCAGAUGCUUUAAGCGGAUUACAUUAACACUGAAUUACCGAUUUUGGCAGAUGGCGUAAUUGGGUUCGGAUUCGGCUAUACCGAAACAGAUGAAGAGAAGGCCUAGAGUAAUACAGACUUCGUUGAAAAACUAGUUUAAGAAUAAACUUAGCUUCAUUUGACAAGACAAUAAUUCGCUCUUUACACCUAUUAGAGUUCGCUCAAUUUUUCAGAGAUGGUAGUGUAAGUAGGAGGUUUUGAUUACAAGUAUGUCCAUAGACAGCAAUAGAAUGUAAAAUGGAUAGAAAGACUUGAGAAAUCUGGUUAUUAUUGGAUGGUUUAGGUGGAUAAAAUUCAAUUUAUUGUAUUUUAUUUAUCAUUUAAUAUAGAAUGGCUAAGGCAAUGAUUUGAUCAACGAUAAUUUACCCAUCAACAAAGCUUUGCUAACUCUAAACUCUUAAUUUAUCGAACUCCCCUAUAACAUUCUGAUAUCCUUAAUUAAAGCUCUUGACAAUGCACAUGUUGGGACAGAAUGCAAUUUAGUAGAUAAUGAAGUAUUUCUAUAAUCUAUAAUUCAGAUGUAUUUAUUAUAUUGCAAGAACUAUCACUUCUCAACAGCUAUUGAUUAUCGAUUGACCUUCAUAUUUGGAGAACACACUAUUCCUAUUGAUAAUUAUCAUUUGAUAUAUAGAAAGUGUGAGAGUGCGAGUGAAAAUCAGAUGAUUUAGAAUUGUCUCUUCAAUAUCAAAGUUUCGGAAUCUGAUUACAUUAUCUUGGGAGAACCCUUCAUCAAAAAUCAUUAUAUAGUAUUUGAGAAUCAGCCAGGAAAUAAUGUGAGAAGAAUUGGCAUUAUGCCAGCCGCUGUGCAUAUGUUCUAUCCUGACAAUCCAGAUUACUAUGAGUGGGCUCUGAUUAAACUAGUGGGAUUCAUAUUCAUUUUUGGUUUGGUCAGCAUUUGUUCUGUGACUUUUCUGAGAAGCGUGUGUAAGGAUCUUUACAGAGCAUUUAAAUAUCGUAGGGUAAUUGUGUUCUAAAAUAUUAUUAUAAGGCUUUGAAUCCUGAAGAUAAGUUAUCACUCAAACAGACAAAGGAGAUGGAGGAAUCAGACUAUUCAACUGAGGAGGAUAUUCAAAUUCAACAGAAAAAUGAGGAUGAGAAGAAGGUAGAUGAAUGGACGUAACAACAAGAAUAGUUUAAAUUUGGAGAGAAAUUUACUAAUUAAUAUGAAUAAAAUGCAUUGUGAUUAAAAU
Paramecium octaurelia is the source of this 1869-nucleotide messenger RNA. The record is from the annotation of a GenBank genome assembly. Lineage: Eukaryota; Ciliophora; Oligohymenophorea; Peniculida; Parameciidae.